AAUCUACUCAUUAUCCAUGGAAAUCGAGUUUAUUUUGUAUUACUGUGAUGUCUGAAGAGUAGCGGAGAUGUUGAGGGUGGUUGUGCUGGGGAUCCUGUGCUGCGUUCAUGCUGGGUCUGCUGCAGGAACCCACUCCCUGCGGUAUUUCUUCACGGGGGUCUCAGAGGGGACGGGGCUCCCUGAGUUCAGUGCUGUGGGGCUGGUGGACGAUGUGCAGCAUGUGCACUACGACAGUAUCACCAAGAAGAUGAGACCCACACAGGACUGGAUGGAGAGAUCUGAGGGGCCGGAGUACUGGGAGAGAGAGGCUCAAAACCUUAUCGGUGCAGAGCAGGUUUUCAAAGCCAAUAUUGGAGUCGCAAUGCAGCGCUUCAACCAGACUGGAGGAGUUCACACAUGGCAGUGGAUGUACGGCUGUGAGCUGGAUGAGGACGGGACCAAGCAGGGGCUUUAUCAGUACGGAUUCGAUGGGAAGGAUUUCAUCAGCUUCGAUAAGGACACUCUGACCUGGACCACCCCUGUGCAGCAGGCUGUCAUCACUAAAAACAAGUGGGAUGCUGACAGAGCCAGGAAUCAUCAGCGGAAGGGCUAUCUGGAGGAGACGUGUAUCGAGUGGCUGCAGAAGUACGUCCAGUACGGGAGGGAGACUCUGGAGAGGAGAGUUCCUCCUGCAGUGACUCUGCACCAGAGGAAAGCUCGUGGAUCUGCAGACACGGAGGUCCUGUGUCAUGUGACAGGGUUCUUCCCCCGCGCUGUGGAGGUGACCUGGGUCAGAGACGGACGGGAUCAGCUGGACGAGGGGGUGCAGAGUGGGGAGGUGCUUCCCAACCAGGACGGGACCUACCAGCUGAGAAAGAUCCUGACCGUGAGCUCUGAGGAGCAGAAGGGACACAGCUACUCCUGCCAGGUGGACCACGCCAGCUUCACUGAGAAACAGAACUUCAUCUGGGAUCCCAACAUGAGGAGUAGCGAUGGCGGCCCCCCUAUUGGGAUCAUUGCUGGAGUCAUAGGGGGUGUACUGGCUAUACUGGCUGCAGUGAUCAUUGGAGUGGUGAUCAGGAAGAAGAGACAAGGAGGUACCCAGAAGGCAGACUACAGCAAAGCUCCAAGUAAGGAAGGCUCCGACACUUCCUCUGACACCGCCCCUAAUGUCUGAGGAGAGUGACUCCACUGCAGAGAGAAUCAGCGAGUCUGCAGAGAUUUCAUCUUUUACAAUCCUUCAUACGCAAUACUGCUUUAUAGUUUGAUUUGAUUCCACACAUUGCAACUGUACAAACCAGUAGACAAGGAACCUGCCUCAAAAUCAACUGUGUGAAUCAGCAAACAACACAAAUGAUACAAUGAGAGGAACAAGAGCAUGCAUUUCUACAACAUGACAUUAUAAUGGGAUACAGCAAGACGACCCGUUUAACAAGGAGCUGUCGUAUCCAUGCAGGGCUAUUGUAGAAACACUAACACUCACUAGUGAAAUUUAUUAAUUCAUUAUCUAGACAUUAGUAAAGUGUUCUAGUUGAAUGUUUGUCAAAGUACAGUCAAUUCUCAUUGAAACAAACAGUACUGUAACUUCAACACAAACUCACAGGAUGCAUUUGGCUUUAGACCCCUGAUAAUCAGAGUUACUGAUGAGACACAUUUGUUUUGCUGGUCCCUUGUUUGUAUUGAUGAGAGUUGACUGUCUUCUCUUUUAGCAUUGCUGCAUGUGUCCUGUUUAAGGCAGACACUGAGUCGGAGUGAGUCGGUGUCUUCACUUCAGUUUGAAAUGUUGCAGUUCCCUUGUCUACUGGUCCGGCUUUGUUUAUUUACUAUGUUGAUGUUUUUCUCAAUCAGAAUGUGCUUUUGAUAAUACCUUAGAUAGUUUGUUAAGAGUGUCUCGCUGUUCCCGUGUCCCAGUCCCCAGGGUUAGUGUUCCCCAGUGUCCCAGUCCCCAGGGUUAGUGUUCCCCAGUGUCCCAGUCCCCAGGGUUAGUGUACCCCAGUGUCCCAGUCCCCAGGGUUAGUGUACCCCAGUGUCCCAGUCCCCAGGGUUAGUGUUCCCCAGUGUCCCAGUCCCCAGGGUUAGUGUACCCCAGUGUCCCAGUCCCCAGGGUUAGUGUUCCCCAGUGUCCCAGUCCCCAGGGUUAGUGUACCCCAGUGUACCAGUCCCCAGGGUUAGAGAGAUAGUAAAAGAUAAGAUGAUACAAUACCCCUUUAAAUGACACAGAAAGGGACAGGCGAG
Molecule: messenger RNA, 2214 nt
Organism: Acipenser ruthenus (sterlet)
Lineage: Eukaryota; Metazoa; Chordata; Actinopteri; Acipenseriformes; Acipenseridae
Product: H-2 class I histocompatibility antigen, Q9 alpha chain-like
Exons: 8
Coding region: 68-1156 (362 amino acids)
Biological process (GO): immune response
Cellular component (GO): external side of plasma membrane
Source: RefSeq, a predicted model, not a curated record